GUAAUUGCGCACGCUGAUAGAUCAAUACCAAUGCUCCUCUUCAACAGCGAGCGUCAAUCAUGUUCGUGGCCUAGCUGUGAUUGGCCGUCAACUCUUAAGCGAUGGAGAACACUAUAUACGUACCUAGGUAUGUAUCUUGGCCUUUCAAACUGAACUGUUCUUACUUUGAUUCGAGCAGUUGAACAUGUGACAAUGAAUAAUGUCGAAAAUCACGCCGCUCAGCAUUAAUGAUGUCACAUGCGGCUACAACAUCUGGAUCAGCCUAACCACAAGUACCGGAUAUCAAUGGCGGAACAAUGGAGCAAGUGGCAAGCUGUCUCAAGCUUCCUCCCGUAGAACUGUACAACAUAACUCCGACGUCUUCAGGCGGAGAUAAGACGGGGCUUUUGUAACCCCGCAUCGCAUUCGAAAAGUAUAUAGAAGUCGACAGGCGCACAACACAAAAGCUCAGUUUACCUCCUUCCAACAUCAUACCACGCACCUCCAAAAUGUCACCCCGGGUAUUCUUCAUCACUGGAACCUCGACCGGAUUCGGCGAGGAACUGGUAAAAUACGCCCUCCAGAAAGGCGACUAUGUAGUAGCUACGGCCCGCAACUCCUCAAAACUUUCCUUCGACGGCGCUACUUCCACCAACAGCCUCCUCGUAGAUCUCGACGUCACGAAGAAAGAAUCCAUCGACAAAGCGUUCGAAGAAGCCAUUAAGAAAUUCAAGCGAGUUGAUGUCUUGGUCAACAAUGCAGGCUAUGGAUUAAGCGGUCCAAUGGAAACGCUCACAGACAAGCAAAUCCGAACGCAAAUGGAAGUCAACUUCUUCGGCCUAAUCGACGUGACCCGCAAAGCCAUGGAAACGAUGCGAGAGUUGAAAACCGGUGGUCUUAUCCAGCAAGUCACCUCCAUCGGUGGCCACGUCGGCGUGCCGACGUUCAGCAUCUACUGCGCGUCCAAAUGGGCCGUAGAGGGCUUCACCGAAGCCAUUUCCAAGGAAGUAAAGCCAGAAUGGGGCAUCAAGUUUACGUGCGUCGAACCUGGAGGUUUCCGCACAGAUUGGGCGGGUCGGUCCAUGGACUUUGGAGAGAUCGACCACCCGGCGUAUGAUCACAUCAAUGCUAGGGAUACUAUGGGGAAGCGGCAUGGCAAUCAGCCUGGUGAUCCUACAAAGGCUGCUAUUGCAAUGUAUGAAUUGGCGGUCAUGGAAGAUCCACCGCUGAGGUGCAUUUUGGGUACUGAUGCCUAUUCGAUGAUUAAUGAGAAGCUUGACACGUACUCGAAGAACGUCAAGAAAUUUGAGAAAUUGAGCAACAGCACCGACGUUGAUGGGUACAAGGCGUCGUAG
Molecule: messenger RNA, 1334 nt
Organism: Periconia digitata
Lineage: Eukaryota; Fungi; Ascomycota; Dothideomycetes; Pleosporales; Periconiaceae
Source: the annotation of a GenBank genome assembly